Molecule: messenger RNA, 638 nt
Organism: Syngnathoides biaculeatus (alligator pipefish)
Lineage: Eukaryota; Metazoa; Chordata; Actinopteri; Syngnathiformes; Syngnathidae
Product: insulin-like
Exons: 3
Coding region: 114-464 (116 amino acids)
Cellular component (GO): extracellular region
Molecular function (GO): hormone activity
Source: RefSeq, a predicted model, not a curated record
GGACAGAAGACCUCUAGCUUGGAUCUGUCUUGAUUUCUGCAGUUCAACACCUGCUCCUGUGUCACACAGGUCCUUCUCUAUCUUCUUCUCAUACCCAUCAGAUCUUUUCCAUCAUGGCACCACUGUGGCUUCAUUCCGCCUCGGUUCUGGUCUUAUUGGUCAUGUCAUGGCCAUGUUCCAGAGCUCUUUCUUCACAACAUCUUUGUGGCCCCCAUCUCGUUGAGGCCCUCAAUAUGGUCUGUGGAGACAGAGGGUUUUUCACUAGUUCAAGGAGAGAUCUCGACUCUGUGCUACGUAUCAUUCCACCAAAAACUGAUGAGGCACCACCAACAGGCGAUAUCAAUGAGAUUGUGGGGUAUGCCUUCAAAAAACAAAUGGAUAUGAUGAUGAAGCGUGACGGCAUUGUAGAACAGUGCUGUCACCAGCCGUGCAGCAUGCUGGUCCUGGAUAAGUACUGCAACUAAUUGGGCAACAUCAGCAACUCCACGAUUAGCUUCAUCUUUGCUACUCUAGCUUCGCGAUGCUUUGAUUAAACUCUGCACCUUUCUGUAAUUUCUCACCAGAAGACUUGCAGGCACAUGGAAUAUCUGCAAAGCAAGUGAAUGUAUUAAAUAUAUUUUCCUAGUUUUGUGAAUUGA